Messenger RNA from Lagenorhynchus albirostris (white-beaked dolphin), 1171 nucleotides. It is a transcript of the gene TMEM11, whose product is annotated as transmembrane protein 11. Gene Ontology annotation, biological process: inner mitochondrial membrane organization. The transcript has 2 exons. Gene Ontology annotation, cellular component: mitochondrial inner membrane. The record is from RefSeq and is a predicted model, not a curated record. Lineage: Eukaryota; Metazoa; Chordata; Mammalia; Artiodactyla; Delphinidae. Bases 323 to 844 code for a protein of 173 amino acids.
GAGAGAGAGAGAGAGAGAGAGGGAGGGAGGGAGGCGUUCACGGGUGUGGUGCACCCACUUCCCCUCAGGGUCGGGAGGGACUGGGCGGCUGUGCCUCCACGGCUUUCCCUCCCUUGGCUGAGUCACGGUCUCUUUCUCUCUGCUCUCAAGUCUUCUGCUCUCACCAGGAGUGCUGCUUUGAACAUUCUUGUGCACCCCUGACUUUUGGAGCUGUCUCCCGACUUUGUGGGUCCCAUGUCUGAGGCUCCUGUAAUCCCAGGUUCCUUCAAGACUGGCUUCGAGAUGGCGUGGGAUCCCCUGGGCCGGAUUCUGUGCUGGCAAAAUGAGGGUGAGCCUGUCGGCCACAGACUGUUACAUUGUGCAUGAGAUCUACAACGGGGAGAACGCCCAAGACCAGUUUGAGUACGAGCUGGAGCAGGCCCUGGAAGCCCAGUACAAGUACAUCGUGAUCGAGCCCACACGCAUCGGUGACGAGACGGCCCGCUGGAUCACUGUGGGCAACUGCCUACACAAGACCACCGUGCUGGCGGGCACCGCCUGCCUCUUCACCCCGCUGGCGCUGCCCCUGGAGUACUCCCACUACAUCUCCCUGCCUGCGGGCGUGCUGAGCCUGGCGUGCUGCACCCUCUACGGCAUCUCCUGGCAGUUUGACCCCUGCUGUAAGUACCAGGUGGAGUACGACGCCUACAAACUGUCCCGACUGCCCCUGCACACACUCACCUCCUCCACCCCGGUGGUGCUGGUCCGGAAGGACGACUUGCACAGAAAGAGACUGCACAACACGAUAGCACUGGCGGCGCUGGUGUACUGUGUAAGGAAGAUUUACGAGCUCUGCGCCGUAUGAUCGGGGCAGCGUAGGGGGAGCAGGCAGCCCGGCCCGCGAGGUGGCAGAAGGAGCCCGGGAAGGCGUCUGGCUGCACGCUGGUUAUUUUAAAGAAAUAACAGAUCACAAGUGUACCAGGGGUUUUUUCAGCUCAUCACACUAAGAUGUGGAUUCCCGUAACCCACGGGGGCCUGAGGUUGUGGAAGGCCGACCAGGCAGCAGGAUGUGAUGGAAGCAACGCUACUGAGGGGAUGUGAACGCGCUUGGGGGGUCGUUAAGUAUGUUGUUUAACUGUACCAUCCAGAGCCAACCAGAAGCUAUUGACCAUUAAAAUUAUAAGAAUUUCAA